Triplophysa rosa is the source of this 16796-nucleotide messenger RNA. RefSeq names its product serine/threonine-protein kinase Nek5 (gene nek5). The transcript has 25 exons. Lineage: Eukaryota; Metazoa; Chordata; Actinopteri; Cypriniformes; Nemacheilidae. The record is from RefSeq and is a predicted model, not a curated record. Gene Ontology annotation, biological process: protein phosphorylation. Gene Ontology annotation, molecular function: ATP binding; protein kinase activity. The coding region runs from base 14631 to 16796 and encodes 721 amino acids.
GCGGGUGAGCUCCAAUGUUUCUCUAGUUCAUGUCAGCAAAUAUGUUCAGUCAGUGUAUAAACAUUACUGUCCACAAACGGCACACUUUACGGAUCCGAUGCUGCUGUCAUUUAUGAUUGAGGCCCGUCAUCUACAGUGAGUGACAGGUCAUAUGAAUUCUGUUUAUUCUUAUAUUUUGCAUUAAUCUGCAUUAAUAGAUUAAGCACUCGUAAAAUGACCACAGUUAACUGGUUAUAAAUCUCUUUAUAUUGGCUGUGUCUGAAGGAGUAGAUUUAACUCGACAACUUUUCAUGGAGCUUGUGUGAAAGGUGUUUAUAAACGACUUUUAAAAUGGAUCAUUUCACGCAACACGGGUGAUUGUUGAGUGUCAAAGAAUGAGAAGUGAGUUAGUCAGAUAUUGAGAUGUGGUUGUGUUGUUAGAGAGCUUUAACUGAUGCUUCACACUUGUGUGUUUUAUUAGUCACACACAGAGAGAGAGAGAGAAAUACAACAUUUGAGUUGUGUCCACUAAUAUUAAAAGUCCUCAGAAAUGUCUUUGUUUAUUUUGAUUCUUCUGCCUGUGUUGGUGACUCUGGUAAUGUUAGCCUGUAAGUAAUCAUGUUUCGUGGGUAUCACAUUAAUCUCCAUGAAUUAUAAUCACUGAAUCCGUUGUUUGAUGAAGGAUCUUUCCUCAGCUGUUUUGUGUUUUGGUGAAACGUCUGAAGCAAGUGGAAACUAACAAUCAUUGGUGCUCCGACUGCAUUUUUGGAUGAAACGGAAAUCUGUCGAUUGUAUUUUAUAUUGUGUUUAAUAUCAUGGUUGUGUCUAAUGUUGUUUUAACCCUGUUGAAAAAACCAGCAUAUGCUGGUUCGGUAUGUUUUGAUGCUGGUUUAUCAACAGGGAAGUGUGCUGGUGCAGUGUGUUUCUGUGGCCUGUAUCUGUCAGGAACUGGUAUAUUUAUAGUGUAGCACGAGGUGAUGAUGUAUGAGUUCUACUAAAGAGUGAACACACGGACCGUUGGCUAAACGUCUGAUGCACAAGGCACACUUUUCUGGAAACACUUCGGCACGUUCGAAGUCAUCAUCUGAUUGGUUGAAUUUCACAGGAUUUCCGGGAGACGUGCGUGUAGCGUUCUUUAACGGUCCGCUUGGAAACAACACAAGCCGUCUGAUCUAAGAAGUACGCUGUCGUGUUUACAACGGUUGCUAUAAGAAUUCAUCAGGAUCGACUAAACGCUUCAUUCUUAUAAGUAUCUAUGAUAAAUAAACAAUCAUUCAUACAACUAUAUUAAAAUUGCACAUAGGCUGAGAUGUAUUCUGUAUUUAUCAAUCAUGUAUUAAACAUUUUAAAUUGUAUUUAAAACACAAAAUGUAAAUGAUUGUGUCUAGAGUUUUCUGUCAUGUCACGUACCACCGGGGUCUCAAUGAGGUACGCGUACCACAGUUUGAGAAUCACUGCUCUACAUUAAACAAUGUAUUUUUAGACAAAAGUGGGCUCACACCUGAUUAUCGGAACUAUUUCAGUAGGACAGUAAUAGCUGCUGUUAGUGUACACCACAUAACACACAAAAUUAGCAAUUUUCAACAAUCAAUAGAAGAUAAAACGUACACGUCUUAUUAAUCACACUUACAGGUUGUGAUUCAGAGAUGUUUAUAGGGCCAAAUAAAGUCAUGCUGACCCAUCUUUCAUGGGUCAGCAUGAAAGGUUAGAGAAAAAGUUUUUCUCACCAAGGUUAGAGAAAAAGUUGUCAGUAAAAUGACAAAAGGUUUGGUUUAUACUGCUGUGCAAUCGUGUGGAAAUUAUUUGUCUCCUCUGGUUCUUUACAUCAUCAUCCUUUGGAUUUGGAAGUAAAAACAACUAAAUGCUUGAUUUUGCAGCAGAAAACACAGUCUCCGCUACAGGAUGUAAACACACAAACUAUCAGAAGUGUUUGUGGGCAGGUCAGAGUGUUCGUGUUUCGUGGGAUUAUGCAGAUGUGUUCGUUCGUGACGUGUAAAGGUCACACUCAAAAGACUCGAAAACCAAACAAAUCGUUAGGGCGGUUUGGAGUCGACUUCUUAUUUUGGGAGACAAUAUCUUUAUUUAUCUUGGACUUUUUUGAUGAAUAGCUUAGUGGAUCUUUAACAUUGAAGGAAAGCUACGUUACACACUGAAAUACAGUCGAUAUUAGGACUUCCAGCUAACGUGCUCUUUAAAGGAGACUGAGUUGUGUUGUUUAAUAGAAUCUAUGAGAUCCACUCACUGACUUCUUACAAAACACAAGUGACGUGAACAGCUCAGCCUUCACUUUCGGUGCGCAUUUCACUUUACUGUAUUGUCUUGUGAAUAGGACUGCUCUUUCCUCUGGAAUGACAUGUAAAGCCCUCUGUAGGGCUGUCACGAUUAUGAAAUUUGAUUGACGAUUAAUUGUCUAAUAAAUCGUUGCGAUUGUGGCGAUUAAUUGUCUGUUUUGGGGCUUUGGCGAUUAUGACGAUUAAUUGUCUGUUUUUGAGCUUUGACAUUUAAUUCUCAUUCAUUUUUGAUUCAGCGAUUGAAACGACCAUAUUGUUCUGAAUACAAGACUAUGUUUUUUUUUCUUGGAAAUACAUCAGAAAAAAUUGGGUCAUCAUAUAUUUAAGGUUUAGGCUUUUACCUGUCAAUAAUACAACCACCAAAUACUUGUAAAUGAAGUAAAUUGAUCAGGUGUGAAUUGAAGCCACCAUUAAAAUACUAUCAGUCAUAGAAAAGCUUCUAGUCUGUUUUUUUCUCACUUGCAAGACAGUAAAAUUUUACUUGUGUGUUAAUGAAAUUUUGGUAGACUGGUUUUCACACUGAGAUUUGCUUAAAUAAUAUUAAAUUGUACUGCAGGUAAUUUGUAUAUGUUUUAGUUUUUUUUUAAGUGAUUGUGUUGUGGUGGUACAUUUUACAAGUAUUACCAUGCUUUAGUAACAAUAUAUACACUAAAAUAUGCAAUAUGCAGAUGCACUACAGCUCCCCCUAGUGUCUUCUAUAGAGAUGUGCGGUAAUUGCGAUGAUCCGAAAUCAUCGCGAUGAGACGAUUAUUUAAUAAUCGUGACAGCCCUAGCCCUCUGUGGUCACUCUUACAGCACUACAGCUUUUCUAUUAGGCCGUUUUCUGUCAUGGCCUUUUGCUGUGAAAAUAUUCCUGACAGAUUUGAAGUGAUGUGUGUUAAAAGAACCGCAUGUCUGCUUUUUCUGCAUCUUUUCCUCCAUCAUCCAUUAGAGACAUUCACGGUCCAUCUCUGCAUGAAACGCCUGACACCUGACAUUUGUUGAGCUCUGAUUUCGACACGGCAGGUGGCCGCAUCCAUCCACCUCUGCUACAGGUUUAACGGGAUUACGGGCUCGCCCCAUCCGUCUUUCUUGUCUUUUGAAUGCUCGAGGUAUCCGGAGCCAUCCAUCAAUGCAACGGGUCACAAAGUCAAUUAAGUUUCCACAACAUUACAGACAGUUUCGCCCCUGUGCCGUGAAGACAAAAUCGUCUUGUGCCGUUCACUGGCUCAGUUCUCCAACAAAGUUGAAGGUCUGUAAAAUUCUGGAGUCUGUGCAAACUAAAACCUGCAUUUUGAUGUGUGAAGUUCUCAUGGAGCUCCGAGGAGAGAGAGAUGAAGCUCUAAGGUUAUAACUGAAUGUGGGAUGAGCCUCCAUCAGAUUUAUGUAAAAGGUAAAUUACGUGUAAUGUGAGGAGUGACCUAUAUAAAGCGUAUGUUUGCCCAUUACUGUCAUAUAAAGUCACCUCAGUGGAUGAUGAGUUUCUGAGUUUCAUCGCUCUUUAUAUUUGUAUUCUCUUCUGGUUUGUCAUGAGUUGUCCAAAAAAAUAGCAAGCAUGUUUUCUGGUCCGUGUGUGUCCCACCUUAGAUGACACAUAUUAGCUUUAUUGGGGGGGUGAAAUUAAAAGAGAUAAUACUUGAUAGUGCUGGGCUAAAUACCGGUGUGUAUUUUUGUUAUGAUAUGAAUUUUUAAUAUACCGCAUUACCGGUGUAUGUGGCUUAAACAACGUGCGUAUCAGUGGGGUCCCUUUUCACUGUUGCGCUGUGACUGGCCAUUUGCACAGAAUGCAUCUUUCUAUGCCACGGCACUACUGUAUCAUCAUUUUUCUAUAUAGACGUGUUAAACGGAGGCAUUUGGAUGUUCGUGUGCGUCUCACGCAUAUGUGGUAACGUUAAUGAAUGAAUGAAUGAAUGAGGCAUUUAUAUAUUGCUUUUCUGUGUAUUGCUGUACACCCAAAGCACUUUACAAUCAUAUGGGGGGGGUCUCUCCUCAACCACCACCAGUGUGCAGCAUCCACCUGGAUGAUGCGACGGCAGCCACAAUACAUCAGAGGCCAGUGCGCUCACCACACACCAGCUAUAGGUGGAGAGGAGAGAGAGAGAGCCAAUUCAGAGGGUGGGGAUUAUUAGGAGGCCAUGAUUGACAAGGGCCAGUGGAGGGGAUCUGGCCAGGACACCGGGGUUACACCCCUACUCUUUUACGAGAAGUGCCAUGGGAUCUUUAAUGACCACAGGGAGUCAGGACCUCGGUUUAACGUCUCAUCCGAUGGACGGAAACGUUACAUAUUCUGUUCGCGUCACAAUGGGAGCGCGCAGUGCGCGGCUGAACAGGAGAUGACUGUACAGGUGUAACGUUAGCAAUUGCAAGUUCGCUUUACGUUAUAUUAAAUACACUCACAAGUAGGGAUGGGUAUCGUUAACAUUUCAUCAAUAUCGAUACCGAUAUCGACACGGCUUAUCGAUACCGGUACUUAUCAAUACUGUUAUUGAUACUACACUCUAUAAUUUGAUGCAAAAACACAUGAUGUGAAAAGAUGUUAAACAUUUUAAGUUUCUUUAUUACAGCUGAGCUUUAGAACUGCAGUUUACAAAUGCUUCUGAUACCACUUACUGCACUUAGCAUGUGCAUAGGAGCACAUCAUAAUGUAAUUCAACAUAUUUACUUUACAUCACUAUGGUUAUUUGGCUGGUAGACCAUAUUUCUUUUUACUUUCUGGUUUUAGGUCUACAUAAAUUUAAGUACUAUUUUCUAAGCAAGCAAUUUUUUUUAAUUAUAUGUACUAUUUUUUAUAAUUUUACUAGCACAUUUACUUCAAUUUACUAAAGUAAGUAAAUAUACUCAGAAUUAUUAAAAACAAUGUUAUAACUUGUUCUCAAAUAAAGGACUUUUAUUUUGACGGGUUGCCGCAAAGGGGUGUUUGACGGAAGCUUCCUAGUUGUGAAACGCGGACGCUGUGAAAGCUCCACAAGCGCAACCAUGCCACCCUUUCACUCAUAAACACGCAAAACAAGCAGAUUACAAAUACAUCGCGGAAAUCGUAUGGCCCUAGAUAUCACACAUACGUCGAGCAAACUUCCUCUAAUUCGCCAUUUAACACCCGAAUACACAGAGAUAAAACAACACAAGUAUCGAUAACAGUAUCGUUUGUCAUGAAGCUUAUCGAUACUCUGGUAUCAACCCAAUUAUGUACUGGUCCAAAAAAGUACCGGUUCUCGGUACCCAUUCCUACUCACAAGCCAACAUCUUCAAAAAGCAAGAGUGUUCCCCUCUUGCCUGCUCAAUAUAAGCAUAUAACAUGAUGUGUUUUUAGUUUGAGCUGUUUCUCAGUUGAUGAGACAACACCAUGUCUGCACCAGAUGCGCCACGAUGUGACAAAAGACAAUAGAACACAUUAGAACCAUUUAUAAUUUUACAUUUUGUCCACACUGGAUGCAGCGCGGCGCAACAAACCCAUUAAAACAAGCUGUGUGUCACAUUGCGUUGCGUCCGGUGUAGACACGGUGUAAGGGUCAGUAUUGGAAGGAGGAUUGACAGCAUGAUGCGAUCACUUUCCUCUCACAUAUCUAAUUUAAGAUAUAUUUUUAAGAUUUCAGGAAAUCAUGAAGCCAGUGUUGACUAUGUAAAACACAGCAGACAUCACAUGCAUGUUUUAAUGGUAAAAUUAUUACUGUUUUAUAUUCAACUAUUCAGACAGACCAUGGUAUUAAUUUGAAGUUGGGAGCACCGGUGCUACCCAUAGAUAUGGUGCUUCCAAGGAAAAGUUCAUUUCGAGUGCUGUUCUCUAUUUAUUUGCUUAAAUAUUAUGUUGGCAAGUUACCUUUGCAUUCAGUUGUUAAGGAAGUCUCAACUUUGCAGUUAUUAUAGGGGAAGGGGAUUGUUUAUAUUGUGUAGUUACAAGUUGUUUGUGAUAUUUGCACAAUUAAAAGGUUCUGUACUGUAUUUUGACUGCAACUGUCAUGCAUCCUGAUUCCUUCACUUCAUCAUGAGGGCCACCUCUUUAUAAACAGCAUCAUUUUGUGGGACUUCCUCACCUGUAUAAUACUAGUGGGGAAUUUUUCUACAAUAUUUGCUCAACAAUGACAUUAUAAAAGGGCAUUUUAAGGCAAUCAACUGCAGUAUUUCCUCUCUCAACCAGUAGAAAAUGUGGUUUAAAAAAUACCCUCAUGUACCGGAAACCGGUAUAAUCUGGAAAAUACCGUUGUAUAUUAAUUUAUGGUCAUACCGACCAGCACUAAUACUUGAAUAAAACAGUACAUUUCAUAUGUCUUCCAGUUACAGGAUUUUUGUGAAAAACACGAUGCAUUUCCUCUGAAAAUCAAAAGGUCAAUGAUCUCUGGCAGUGUUGCAAAUAGAAACGCUUCUCAAGUGAUGUUCCAGGAUCCAGAUUUUACACUGUACAUCAACACAUUAGCAUGAUUGUGUAUUAUACAGAAUUGAGAAAAAUGGACUCUCAAAGCGUAUUGUUGAUGUUUGUCCUGUAAAGUUUUUCUUUCUUCGUCUCGUACAGUUUUGUCUGUGGUAGGAUGAGGCCAAUUGAUGUUAAUUCCCCAUCAGAAUGCACCCGUCACUCGACUCAAUUCAGGUCAGUUUCUGUUCAGUCUGUAGAUGUUUGUACAGUGUACAUCAGUCAGCUGUUGUUGAACUGAAGAAUAAGCGUGAGACGUUGGUCUUGGUCACAUAAAUGAAGUGAAAUGAGCGUCCGCAGAACGAACACCAUCAGCUGGCCUCGCUCACGUAGAACACCAGACACUUGGACAUUUCUUGGGCGUAGUAAUUGACGUUGUGACCGGUGGAUAGACGCUGAUGUGAGCUGUACCUGUCCCGUGUCACGGCGGAGAGGAACACUGUCGCCGUUCGCUGACACAUCCUAAAGCAGAGCGAGACGUGUUUCCUCCGCUCUAAUGAGGAUGGAACCGUGUCCGUGGAGCUCGGCAGCACACCUCUUCCGCUCGGCCCCCGGGGACCUCAUUAAGCUUCUUCUCCACCGGCUCCAUGCUGGAAUCACAUGGUCCUUAGGGAAGGAUGUAAAUAAACGCGUUUGUCACUUAGCUCCCUCCCGUUUCACUUUUUCCAGGGAGAGAAAUUGCAUUGCGAGGCUUAAUUAGCAAGCGCUGCCAUUAUGCUUUCUUUAUUAUGUAAAUGAAUCGGCCGAGCGCUUGGAACUGUUGUCUCACAAGCUUUGUGCCAGGUGUUUGCUGGAUGAGCGCUUUUUUGUUUUUUUUCCAAAAGAAAGCGACAACUGUUGUGUGAAAUUGUAGGACGAGCUAUAAUUAUUUGACAGAAGAUUUUUUCUUGCUCCUCUCGAGCGCCGUGACUGACGCGGCUUUGUUUGGGUUGUUCGGAGAGAACCUGAUCGUUCCUGAUUCACUUAUUCUCGUCUCCUUGGAGAACUACUCUCUGGAUGGGUUAAAUGCAGAGGUCACAUUUUGGGUAUUGGUCACCAUAUCUGACUAAUAGGUCACUUUCACUUCACUUCAGAUAUGAGCUAGACUUUGGUUUGUAAUAUAUUGAUUGUGUGAUGAUAUUUUGAAGUGAAGCUGUACCUCUUACGCUCACACACCCUGCUCAUGUGAUGCACUAAAGACCUAAAAACUUAAGACCCUUUAGUUUUUCACUAAAUUAAAUCAUUCUCAGAAGGAAAAUAUAAAAACAUUUGUAUUUGUAUAUAACAUUUGUUGAAUGAAUCGUGUGCAGUGUUGUGCUGCUCGUGAUGUUUUGUGUCAGCUGUGUGGUUGUGUGACAGUUGUUGUGUUCGGUGUGCUGCAGGUGCGCUGUCCCACGUUGACUUCAGUGAGCGUGUGUGUUUCCCAUCAUCCUCUCCGUCUCCGUGUUGCUGCGAUGCUAACUGGCAUUCACUAGCGAUCUCGGUUCCGCCCCUUUAACUGCACAAUAAUGUUUAGAGAAGAGUCUUGUGCCAUCACACCGUUGGUUCUGGGUUUUUUUAGGAAGGUCGUGUCACAGUUGUUGGCAGCGGUUCUACCCGUGGUGUGUUGACGCUUCUUGCCCACUCUCACCUCCGCCCGUCAAUCCCAGCACACCAGCUGAACCCAGUGCUUGUGUUUUCAGCACUUCAUUGUGCCCUCCAGCAGAUUUUCACUUGUUUUCCGGUGUGAAAUAUGAAGUCUUCUGGGAUGAUUUUAAUGUGAGACUCACGCCUGUAACAGCACACUAAUAAUACUGCUCGAUUGAGUCUCGAAGCAUUCUCAUCAUCUUCUCAUUAGUAUGAUAUCACGUGUUCUCUGCAUGUGUCUGCUUGUGAAAUCUCAUACAAACACACAUCAUGUGUCUGUCCUUAUCUGUUACACACACAGAUUUUCAGCAUUUAAAAAACCGUUCCUUGUGUCAAUUUGAAUUGAUAGUUUUUGUUUUAUAAAUAGUGAUGUUACUGUUUUGUUGUCAUUCAUAUUUGACUUCUGAAAUAGAUUUUUAAGAGCGUUUUAAUGUUGAUUUGUUUUUUUGAUUGAAUUGAUAGAUCACACGAAUGUGCGCGUUCUUCCAGUGGUUCUUGAUAUUUUAACACGUGUAAGUGAUAUUAGACCAGCAGAAGCACGUUUGUGACCUGACCUCUGUGGACCCCCAACACUGUACGCUGUUAUUUUAGGGGUGGGGGUUGUGAACGAACCGCCCACGUCUCCCCCUGACACCACGGGCUGUGGCUGUAUCCGUAAUGAAGAGCUCAAUUUAGCCAGUGACGUGCCGUUAGCGCAGCCGCGCGCUCUGACUGGCUGAGUGCGCUGCUGACAUCACGCUGCCCGGCCAUUGAUUUGGCGCUGUCUCCGAGGCUUCUGGGCGAGAGCGUGAGCCAUGGGCUCUGGCAGUCUGGUGCAGACGCUUGAAGAGCGGGGGGAGCAGGAGCUCAGCGCAGCGGCAUGCAGCCUCCGGUGCUAUGGAAACUACUAACCCGCUAACCAAUGGAGAUACUGCUGACUGUCAUGUGUCCGGUGAGUGUGUCUGCAGGCGAAUGCAUUGCGUUAAAUGCAAGCAGUGUGUGUUUAGUUACCAGCGUGCUGUCAAACUUCAGUCAAGUGCCGCUGCAUCAGUGUCUGUGCGGCCGGUUGAGUGUUCAGAGGAGGUGAAGUGUUCUUCUGCGGGAUGUGAUUGAACCUCAGGUCUGCAUGUGUGCGUGUGUGGGUUCAGGACAUUUAUGUGAUUCUCAUGUGAUUUAUUCAUGCGUGUGAGGAUCUGACUCUCUUUAUGGCCGUUUGUUGAAAUAGACGUCUGCUCUGAUAUGUGUCCAUCAUAUUAUUUCAAUGUGAAUAUGUGAACAUACGAGUGCUGAAACAUGAAUCUAUCUUAGAAUUUAAGUGAUCAAACUGACUGAUCUGACUUCUGAGCUGUUUCCAUUUUCAAUAUUAAAUUUCAUCUAAUAAUGUUUGUGUAGCUCUUCAGUAGUAUUCUUACUUCAUGUAUCAUUUAAAUUAAAAACACAGUUUAACUCUCAUCCGUGUUUUAUUUGUUCUUAAUGUAGAGCUGUCAAUCAUCUCAGUAUAAUUGCCUGUAAUAUUAAUGAAGGUCUUUGUGUGGCAGAUGUUCCUGAUAUUAAUGAGGAUUCAGUGAUUUAUGAAUGAACGCUCAGGUGCUCUGUAGAUAUUAUACUACAGUCAUUAGGAUUUUGUAGAACGGGAGAAAGAGAGAAAACGCCGGCUCAGAUAUUUUACUAGCACCUUUUGAAGUUUUUCAUUCAUGUACACUGACCGAUGUCUAAAGGCAGGAAUAGAUCUGCUGAAAUUGACAAAAUGAAGCGUAAAAUAUUUUCUUGAAAAUAUUUCUUCUGUAAAUCUUAUUUUAUACAUUGAGCAUUAAGAAAAGUACUAUACAAAGAAAAAUGUGUUGCCUAUGGGGGAAUAGUAAGCCGGACCUGAUGUGACCUUUUCAGAAUCAGAAUCAGAAUCAGAAAGAGCUUUAUUGUCAAGUGUGUUUGCACAUACAAGGAAUUUGUUUUGGUGACCGGAGCAUCCAGAACACAGAAACAGCACCAACAGUACACAGAGACCAUAACACAAUAGAAUGCAGCACACAAUGAUUUAAAUAAGGGCCUAUGGGUAUAAACAAUUAAGAAAUAAUUUCUAUUUUACUAUUAAUAUUUUUAGGAGAUUUUAAUGUGGAGUCGUUGUGUCGUCUGUGCAUUUCAGUAUGCACAGCAUUCUUCCACUUAUUUCAGAGAUAGCAUGUCAAAUAAACAUCUCCGCUGUCAAAAUCAAAACGUGUCACUGUUAGCAGACACCCGUGUGUCAUGACGUGAACAUCUCGAAACAUUCAAGCUGUGCAUUUCUUCUCGUUUUUCUCCGUUCCUCCUGUGAAAGACUCCCGCACGUUCUACUGUGAGAUCUAAUGUCUCGUAUCAUCUCUCUCUCCCUUUGGCUUUCUGUCAGUGCUGAAUGUGAACACGCGUGUGAUGAUGUGUUGUGGUUCUGCAGGUGAAUGUGUGUUUGUUUGUGUCCUGCAGGAUUUAUUCCUCAAUAUGAAGAUUUGUCACGUGUGUCUCUGUAACCCUGUGCUCUCAGCAGGUCUUGGCACACGUCUCUUUCCGGCUCGCUGUCCCCCGUCGAGUCUCCAUCUUUACUGGCGUGUCGAGUACAGGGUCAGGUUGCCCAGGACAUCCGUCUGGUGUCCGGAGCGGAUGAGAGAUGGCACACAUCCCGAGCUCUCCGCUGCCGAGCGUUACAGUCCAGAGAGUGUUUGAGCGUUUAUAAAGAAUAUGCAGAGCGCCCUCACACACACACACACACACACACACACAACCUGCUGGAUGUGCUGAAUUUAUUUUGAAGGAUGUUUGAGGGCUUGGCUCACUGUCGCUCCCACAUGCGGUGCGUAGAGGGCACGGAUGCCGUGAUUUGACAGCUAACAUGAUGUGCGUUCGUCCAUGUGUGUGUGUGUGCGUUUGCACCUGUCCCCAUCAAUGACAAGUCCCACACCCUGAGGCUACAGAUCUCAUGAAUGCAAAUCAGCCGUGGCCAUCGGCCUAUUAAAUAAUGCAGCAGCGGCCGCUUCGCUCACAUUAGACUGAUAAAUGCGUUACGUUGUCAGCGUUCAGGUUUUCCUCCCGUUCCACCGUCCCGUCCCUUCAUCUGUGCCGAGGAACCUGGUUUCUACUCAAGCUCAUAGUGCAUCUCUGUUUAAACACUCAACACUGAUGCUCAAACAUGCAGAUGACUCUUUUAUUAACUGUCUGUCAUUUGGUUUGUCUGUGUGUGCUGAGGAGAUGUCGCAGUGAUCUCAACACAUGCCACAGCGUCACAGACAGGACCGAGUGCUCCAGGAGACGUCAACGCUGCCCCAGAACAACAUCAGGCUGACUUGCACUACGUGGAUCUAAAAGAGGUUUUACACCCUGCUGACACGUGCGGUAUGAAACCGGUGUUAAAGUGAGUUUCAAGAGGCGGAGUGUGUUGUCGGGUGUAGAUCUCUGGCUGGUAGAAUGUGUUAAUGAAUGUCUCAGAUCAGUGUAAUGCUCAUUAGCUCAUUCUCGUGCGAGACACUCGGCUCAUAAUGCUUGAGGUUAAUUGGUUUGAGUCCAUCGUCUCUCCAGUGAGCUCCACGCCGUCAUCACAGACCUCACGCUGGCUUUAUAUCAUCACCUCAAACUAAAACUAAAGCAAACACUUGUGCUGGUGUUUACUGAAAGAUUCCCGCUUUUGAGGUCCAAAUAAACAAUCGAGCAGGUGCGUUGAAUCUAUGUCGAGAACACAAGGCUGAGCUGUUUUAAUGAUUGAUUUCAUAAGUGAUUAAUGAGGAUUUAUAAGUUGAGCUGUCUGGGACACUUGUGGGAAAUGUUAGUUUGAUGUCAUAAAGAGACAGCUUGUUGACAGUGUUCAGACAGAAAACUUGUGAAAUGAGUUUGUGUUUAUUUUGUCGUGACUGUGUUGUUGUGUGCAGAUGAAUCACUGGAUGAAAUGAAACGAUGUGUGUUUCAGGUUAUGUGUGAUGAUGAGAUGAGAACGUCAGCGUCAUCGUGUGUGAUGCAGGUACUCGUGCAGAACUACACUCAUUCAUUUAGGGUAAGUGGCUGACCCACGAUGAGUGUGACCCAUCCUGAGAAGACCUGAGUGUUGAAGGGUUUUUUCAUUGUUUCACACACUUUUCAUUGUUCUUUUGUGGCUUUGCUAACAUCCCAUCACAGUUAGUUGUGUUCUUCAGAAAUGAAUUGUGUGGAGAGCAGAGAUGAGUCAAACGGCUGCAGAAUCUCACGAGAGCCGCCGGUCGAGCUCCACUGACCUAUCUGCGCUUUAUUGUGUUAAUGAGAAGAAGCAAACAUGAACAAACUCUCCAGAUUCUGAAGCGUUCAUCUGUUUGCGCCGCUAGUGAAAAACGUCACCGGCCGUGUGUCUGGCAGUCCGAGCUCAUCCGCAAACUCUCUGUGUACCGCGCGUGCGGUGGGGAUCUGGCUCUUUUCUCUCGCCACGUCUCCGGCCGGUCCAGCAGACGGUUUCUUCCAGCAUCAGUCUGUAGAGAGAACAGCAGUUCAACAGUCAGUUACAUCUAAAUCAGCAUCCAAUAAAACCACUGACUCGUUCUGUUGUGUUGUGUUUUUACUGUGUGUUACUCAUCAUUUCACGUGAUAUCUCCUCAGAAACUCCUCCUGCGCAUGUUGACAGCUGUAGUCUCAGUCGUGUUUCAGUCUGUGAUAUUUAAUAUGAGACAGAUGAAACUCAACUUCACAUCCUUAGAGAAACUAAACAUGAGCUGUGAGCGAGGUCAGUCUGAUCAAACAGAAUUCUGCAUUUAUUCAAUCUACAGGCCCGGUGGUGUUUUCCCUGUCAGGUCUUUGUAUAUGAAACAUAAACAUACACCGACUGAAUCCGCUGUGAUUUCUCUAGAUUAAAGACACAAUACUCUUCACUGUUUACUCAACAGAUUUCAAUGCUUUAUUAUCUACACGGGUCAUAAAGCAACAUUUUGUUUGCACUUGCAUAUCAUCUUUAUAUUUAGACAUUGUAGUUAGAUGAUUGUUUAUUGUCUUGUGGAAUUGUGAAAACUCCUGCAUGUCAAGCAUGUAUUUUCUUGGUUAACAAUUGUGAAGACAUUGCUAAUGUACUGUGACAUGUUAAGAAAUGUGAUCUGUACAUCUGUAUGUUUAUAGCGCAGUCAUUGUCGUAUCACAGACGGGGUUUGAUACAAACUAAGUGUGUCUCAGUUGUGUCCAAGCACAUUCGUGUGGAUGACAUCAUAGUGAUUCACGACUCAUCAUGAAAUCAUUUUCGUCUCAUUCCUGAUGUCGAGCGCUUGUGAUUAGAGAGUAACAUUAAUAACUGCUCUUCCACCAGCAGAGACGUCUGUGACUUUCAGCUGAAAUGAAGCUGCUCUUGUGGCUCUGAUGAUGAGGAUGAGGAUGAUGAUGAUGAUGAUGUCAUCACACAGGUGGACAGACGGGUGUUCGAGGGCAGUUAGGAGAGAGAGGCCAGAUAUUCAGAGUGGUGAUGACAGCCGGCAGCGUCAGCGGGAGUCCUGUGGCGAUCUCUCACAGACAAUCACAUGUUCUUUCGGCCUGAAACGCAAACUCUGGCUCCUCUGACCAGCGUCUUUCCUGUGAGCUCACGGCUAACGCUAAGAUUCUUCACACACAGGUUAUGAAAGGAACAUCAGAUUCCUCAGGAUGUCUCUCUCAUCAGGUGAAUGUGAUGAUGAUGAUUCACAUGUGGAAUAUAACACAUCAUCAGUCGUGAGGUACGGACGGAGACCGGGCGGGUCUCUCUCGCUCUCGCUCUCUCUCUCUCUCAUAGUGUUGCUGUUGUGUGAGUUUAUUCAUUCAUCUGCACAAUAAAAUGCACAAGUGAUUCCUGCACCAAUGUGUUUCAUUCUUGUUUUGUGUUGAUAUUAAGAUGCUCAUGUGACAUACAACAGCUAAAGACAUUCACAUGUGAUAUCAUGAAUAACGUCCAUUUAUCUGAAGAACUUCUGAUACGAGCUCUGUUUUAUUCAAAUACAUUUGAGUGAAACAAAACAAUCUUCAAUAUUUUUAAAAGAAUAAAAGAGCUUAAUGUAUAUGAGAAUGAGAUGUAAAGGGUAAAAGAUGCUGAGAGGUCAGUUUGACAUGCUUUGCUGCGGUCUCGUGGGACUCUGACGUUUGUAGGUCACGUCAAAGAUGAUUUAUACAGGCCAGAAAUACAGCUGCUCUUAACACAAGACUGCUGUUCCCAUGAGGCCGUGUUUAACUCCAGCACAUCCUUCACAUGAAGCACAGAUGGGAACGAUGUCUCCAUGAAAUCACUCCACGGACUGAAUGAAGCUGAAGAUGAAUGUGUUGUGUGGGUUUCUGAAGAGAUCGUCGGCCUGCGCUUCACAGCUCUGAUCAGUGUUCAAUCGGGAAGAAUCUUAAGUGGAUGUUCACGGUGAAAGCUGAACUGCCGUCGUGCAGAGUGACGGUGUUGACGUGUUGCUAUGGUGACAGGCAGUAGAGUUCCGAUGAAUGAUCUGAAUGAUCUGAUCGUCAUGGAUGAUUAUGAACUGAUCGGACAGAUCGGACGCGGCGCGUUUGGUCGCGCGCUGCUGGUCAGACCUAAAGACUCAGAUGCCGCGAUCCCGCGUUACGUCAUCAAAGAGAUCAACUUGAGACAGAUGUCAGUGCGGGACAGGGACGCAUCCAGGAAGGAAGUCUUUCUUCUGUCUAAAAUGAAGCAUCCAAACAUUGUUGCGUUUCAUAAAUCAUUUUACGACAGGAAUAAUCUCUAUAUACUGAUGGAAUAUUGUGAUGCUGGAGAUCUCAUGAACAGAAUUCACAUGCAAAGAGGCCGAGUGUUCACAGAGCAGCAGAUAAUUCACUGGUUUGUACAGAUCUGUCUGGGUCUGAAACACAUUCACGACAGGAAAGUCCUUCACAGAGACAUCAAAUCACAGAACAUCUUUCUGACAGACGGAGGACAGAAAGUCAAACUGGGAGAUUUUGGUAUAGCCAGAACAUUGAACAGCACGAUGGAGUUGGCCAGAACUUGUGUUGGGACGCCAUACUACCUGUCUCCAGAGAUCUGUGAAAACCACCCCUACAACAACAAAACGGACAUCUGGUCUCUGGGUUGUGUACUGUAUGAACUCUGUACACUCAGACAUCCAUUUGAAGGCAGUAAUUUAAGGCAGUUGGUGUUGAGGAUCUGUAGGGGGCGCUACAGUCCGGUGUCUGAACACUACAGCACUGAUCUGAGACUUCUGUUAAAACAGCUGUUUAAAGUUUCUCCUCCUGAUCGACCCUCAGUCAACUCCAUCCUCAAACAACCGCUGCUGCACGUGCACAUCAGCAAACACCUGCACCCACAGUUGUUGGAGGAGGAGUUCAGUCACACUGUUAUACACAAUCACACACCAGCUGCUCCACAUAAAGCCACAAAUUACAGAGAUCUGGGUGUCUGUAAAGCUGCAGGGAAUCGUGUGGUGAAGCCGCCGGUCAAUAAAUCCGAUCAGAGACGCCCAACAUCACAACAUUACAGCUCCCACAAACAUAGAAUAAACCCUGAAUGUCCCUCUGUGGUUGAAAAGCCACGUGUUCAUGAUGGUCUGCUCGAACCCUACGAGCAUCAUCACGCUCACGUGAACCUCCUACAGGCUCAACAUCAUAUCCAUCAUCCUGAUGCUGCUGAUCGCUAUAGCAACAGAGUCGGCGCUCUGCAGCCCUAUCAGCUUGUUGCAGUGGCGAGAGAUGAAUUCCUGCAGAGGAGACGAGAAGCUCAUCAGUAUAAAGUCAGAGCUCAGAAACAGCUGGGUCUCCGGCCGUCCACAGCAGACGCUGAGAAGAACACAGACGAACAUCAUGAGAAGAAAUCACCGCAGAAGAGUAAAGUACAGGGUGAAGAGGAGUAUCUGAGACAGUUACAGCGAAUCAGAGAGCAGUAUCAUGAUGAGGUCAGAGAGCUGCGCAUCAGAGCGGACACUGAGGAGGAGAGCAGGGCAGCAGCUCAACAGAAGCUUCACAGAAACAAACAACAGAAAGGAGUCAUGUUUGAAGUCAAACUAACCGAUGAAGAGAUACAACAGGAGACACAGAUGAGACCUGAACUAGACGUGAAUCCUGAUGAGGAGGGUCCACAGAAUAAAACAUUUACAAACCAAGAGAAUAUUUACACUGAAGAUUCAGACGGGUCAAAGGUCAAAGCAGAUCUACAGGAGAGAGAGACACUGAUGAAGAGAGCUGAGUGGUGUCGAGACGCUCCUGAGACGUUAUUGAGCGCUCUUGAACGAAUGGAGAUGAUGUCACAGAGCUCCAGCUUGUGUGACACUCAGACAGGAGAUGAGGAGAGAAAACACUGGGGGACUGAUCCUCCUGAAACACUGCUUCACGCUCUCGCCCACGCACAACUCAUCUGCUCCAGCGCAGCGGGGACGCUGAUGAUGUCAGAUGAGGAACAGAGGAGUAAUGAAGAUGAGUCUGAUGUGGACUUAGAUGAAGAUCGUCUGGAGCAUCGAUCAGAUGAUGAGGACACGAACUUUGAGGAUUCAGAGGAUGAGCUGAGACAGCAGGUGUCAGACUCCAUGAGGAACCUCCUCACCACACACCAGCAACACAGAACGGACUCCAGAGAUUUCCAGAAUCCAGCGGACACACCUGAUGACACCUGA